CCACCUUCGACAUCCCGUUGAGAACGCAAACUAGAAGCGCUCGCGAGAUACCUACCACAAAAAUAUAUUAUCUGUGCCAAGAAGUGUCACUGCUGAUGCAUUUAGAACUGAAAUACUGUUCGUGAAUCAGAAAAAACUUCUUCUUUUGCUUUUUCUUCUUCAUACUGCCGUAUUAGUAAUGAAGAACGACUCGACAAGUUCAGAAUAAAGAAAAAGUUACAUCGUCGCCGACCACGAAUAGAAUCUCUGUUAGUCACACGCGUACGAAUUUGCCGUCUACAAAUAGAGAAAUAUGUCUUUGCAUCGAAGAAGGAGGCAGAAAUCCAGAAAAGGUUCAGAUACGUUGAUUCCCAUCAAUAACAAUAACAACGAUGAUGAGAACUCCAGCAAGGAAAAGAAGGAAAAGGAAUUGAAUUUUCGCAUCAAAAACUCCAAGGUUAUGGGAAGAUAUAUGGUGGCUGCAAGAUAUUUUGAACCUGGAGAAAUAAUAGUAUCUGAAACACCCCUAGUCGUAGGCCCAUGCACUGGAUGUAAAGUUCAAUGUUUAGGUUGUUAUCAAACCUUAAACCAAAAGGAUAAGUACCACAAAUGCAAAAACUGCGGCUGGCCUUUAUGUUCACCAAAAUGUUCCGGAAUUUCCCAAUAUUACGGCCAUUCCACCAGCGAGUGCAAUAUCUUAAAAGAAACCAAGUCGAGUAAUUUUUUGAAUUAUGCCAAUUUCGACGACUUAAAAAUUAACCUCCAUGCACUAGUACCGUUGAGGUGUCUUCUUUUGAAAUCGUUAAAUCCAAGUGGUUAUGAAAAACUAAUGAAUAUGGAGGCCCAUAAUGAAAUAAGGGCCAACAUUCCCGAAGUUUGGAAUGGAAAUCAAAAAACGGUUGUUGAGAAGAUCAGGAAUGACUGGGGACUUUUGGAAUAUACUGAGGAAGAAAUACACACCAUUUGUGGCAUUUUGGAGGUGAAUGCUUUCGAAAUAGGUCAAAAUGGAGUCAAUAUUCGUGGAUUAUAUCCUUCAGCAUUCCUAUUAUCACAUGAUUGCGUACCAAAUACAAAUCAUAAUGACGAAGAAAAGGAUUUUAGGUUAACAAUUAGAGCAUCUUUGCCAAUUUCAAAAAAUCAACCGAUAACUUUAAGUUAUGCUUACACCUUACAGGGCACCUUAAAACGCAGAGAACACCUCCUCGAAAACAAGUUUUUCGAGUGCAUGUGUAAAAGGUGUUCGGAUCCCACGGAGCUGGGCACAUUUACCAGCGCCCUUAGGUGUCCCAAGUGCGAGAAGGGAUGGGUUCUGUCUACCAACCCGCUGGAUCCUGAAGCAGCUUGGUCUUGUAAUAAUAGUCAAACUCAAGAAUCGGAAAAUCGUUGUCCUGGAUACAGGGUCACUGCGAAAUCCAUGAAACUAUUAAUUAACAGAAUAACUCAAGAAGUGGAUUCCAUAGAUUGUAACGAUAUCGAAAGGAUGGAAGAAUUUUUGGAAAAGUACAGAAAUGUUUUACAUCCCUCGCACUACCUGUGUCUUGGAGUGAAACUAUCCUUAAGUCAACUUUAUGGAAAAAUAAAUGGAUAUUUAAUAAACGAACUCACUGACGAGCAACUGACUCGGAAACGGGAAAUUUGUAGGGAAAUAAUGAAAAUAUUCGAUAUAAUUGAACCAGGAUAUACGAGAUUAAGAGGGGUAACAUUGUAUGAAUUACAUGCCCCCAUAAUGAUAUUAACGACACGCCAAUAUGAACAAGAGGAUAUUACCAAAUCCGAACUUAGAAGGCGUUUAAAAGAGGUGGUAAAGUGUUUAGAACAAGCAAAUAUCAUAUUAGGCUCAGAAUCCCCUUCUUCUGCGGAAGGGAUGAUGGGGAUAGCAGCCAAAGAUGCUUUGGAAAAGAUACGAAACUGGGAAAAAAUUAUCGGGAAAUUCUAAGGACAUCGGAAAACUGAAGAUUAACUUUGGACCAGGAUUACUUAGGUAGACCAGGAUUGAGUUUACAUAUGGCGAAUCAAGGGAAAAGGAGAAUGUUCAGAAUUUAUAAUAAAUACAUAUGUAUAUAGAAUCAUAAUAAUAGAAUCGUGAAAGAUUUCGAUAAAUUUAUUUUGAUAAACAGAUUGUAAAGAAGAGAACAAUACGAUUGUUUUUAAAAGUCAAAGAUGUGCUAGAUUUUUUAUUAUUAUA
Agrilus planipennis (emerald ash borer) is the source of this 2164-nucleotide messenger RNA. Its product is annotated as SET domain-containing protein SmydA-8-like. The coding region runs from base 293 to 1915 and encodes 540 amino acids. Lineage: Eukaryota; Metazoa; Arthropoda; Insecta; Coleoptera; Buprestidae. The record is from RefSeq and is a predicted model, not a curated record. The transcript is spliced from 8 exons. Gene Ontology annotation, molecular function: protein binding.